AUGUACAUCUAUGGGAUGAUUCCUAGCUAUUUUGAAAACGGUCAGAACUCAGAGGACAUCGAACAAGCGGCUCAGCAGUUGCGCGCUCGAUGGGUGGACUUCUGCGCUCUCCUGGCCGAGCGGCUGGCGUGGUUGGCCUACCAGACCAAAGUACUGGCUUUCUACAAUCUCUUCCAGCAGCUGGAGCAGGCUGUGGCCACGGCGGAGAACUGGCUGAAGCUGGAGCGCUGCAGGGACGAGAUCUCUCGCCUCUCGGCUCUUCAACCUCAAGUGGCCAAACUGCACGAACAACUCGAGGAGCUGCGGCAGAAAGAAGAGACGCCGGUUCUGUUUGACGCAGACAUUUCUGCUUUUCAAGAGCAUUACCACCAAGUCCUGGAGGACCUGAGGGCCAGGGAACGACAGCUCGUUCUGGUCCAGUCUAGUCUUCCUCCAGCGCGCUAUAAGGAUGUGAUGGCAGCGCUGUUGGCCUGGCUGCAGCAGUGUGAGAAUAAACUAGCCAUCCCUUCUACAGCAGUAACUGAGUAUCCCGUCAUGGAGCAGAGACUCAAAGAUAUCAAGGCAAUCCAAGCAUCCCAGAAGGAGCAUCAGGGUGACGUGGAUGACCUCAAUAAGAUGGCUGAGCAGGUUUUCCAGAAAGCUCCACCUGAGAUCUGUCAGAAGUACCGGACGGAGCUGGACAACGUGAUGGUGCGCUGGAGACGCAUAUCGGAGCAGCUGGAGGAGAACAUCCAGAAACUGCAGGAUCACAUGACCAAGCUACAGCAGUUCCAGAAUGACACAAAGACUCUGCAGAAGUGGAUGGCAGAGGUGGAUGUUUUCCUGAAUGAGGAAUGGCCAGCUCUGGGAGACGCAGAGGCUUUGGAGAAACAGUUGGAACAGUGCACGGCUCUGGUGAAUGACAUCCACACGGUCCAACCCAGUCUGAACGGCAUCAAUGAGGUGGGACUGGCCUUGAAGAGGGAAGCUGAGACGCCGUUUGCCAUCAAAAUACAGAAGAUGCUUGAUGAGCUCAAUGCGCAGUGGGAGCUCAUUUGCAAACAGGCUUAUGCAAAGAAAUCAGCCCUUAAAGGAGGGCUGGAUAUGACGGUGAGUUUGAGGAAGGAGAUGCAGGAGAUGCAGGAGUGGAUCACUCAGGCCGAGGAAGAGUACCUGGAGAGAGACUUCCAGUACAAAACGCCCGAAGAGCUCCAUAAGGCGGUGGAGGAGCUGAAGCGGGCUCAAGAGGAAGUCCAUCAAAAGGAAACAAAGGUGAAGCUGCUGACGGAUAAAGUCACCAAUUUCAUUUCAAAGGCUCCUCCCGCAGCCCAUGAUGCCCUGAAGGCAGAACUGGAUGUUUUGACUUCUAACUACCAGCGCCUGUGCAGCCGACUCGAUGGAAAAUGCAAGACUUUAGAGGAAGUGUGGGCAUGCUGGUGUGAGCUGCUGUCUUAUUUGGAGUUGGAGAAUGCCUGGAUGGACCUACUUGAAAAGAAGCUUGAUGAAACGGAAGGGCUUCAAGGAGGCAUAGAGGAAAUUGAAGAAGCUUUGACUUCUUUAGACACCAUGAUUAGAGAGCAUCCUGAAUACAACCGUAACCAGAUCCGCGAAUUAGCGCAGACCCUGAUGGAUGGCCGAGUUUUGGAUGAGCUCAUCCACAAGAAGGUGGAGGACUACAACACACGCUGGGAUGAACUGAUGCAAAGGGCUUUACAAAGGCGCCAGCAGCUGGAGAAGAGCUUGCAUUGGGCCCAGGAGAACGACAAAAUGCUGCGUCUCAUUCAGGACUCUCUGAACACCACUGACCGACAUCUGACCGCUUACAUAGCAGAUGGUAUAGACGCUGCGCAGAUACCACAGGAAGCACAGAAAAUUCAGACUGAGUUAAACAGCCAUGAGGGGACACUGGAUGACAUGAAGAAAAAGGCUAUGGAAGUUGACGCCUCAGAGAAAGUGAUUGGAGAGAUCGAUGCAACAUUAGAUAAACUUUUGCAAGUAAAGGGUAAGUUCCGGCUAUUCCAAAAGCCAGCGAACUUUGACCAGCGGCUGAGGGAGUGCGAGCGAGUGCUGGAGGAGGUGAAAGUGAAGCUGGGAGUGCUAAGUAUUCGCAGUGUGGAGCAGGAAGUGGUGCAGUCACAGCUGGAGCAGUGCAUGAAGUUUUAUAAGAACCUGAGUGAAGUGAAGUCUGAGGUCGAGAUGGUGAUAAAGACGGGGAGGCAGAUUGUGCAGAAGCAGCAGACGGAGCAACCCAAGGAGUUAGACGACAGGCUGACGGCCCUCAAAUUCGCUUACAAUGAUUUGGGUUCACAGGUAACAGAAGGAAAGCAGGAACUGGAGAAGAUUUUAAAGUUACUGAGGAAGUUCAGGAAGGAGGUGAACAGUCUGACCGAAUGGCUGGCCACUACUGGGGAACUGACACGCCGCUCAUCGGUGGAGGGAAUGCCAAGUGAUUUGGAUGCAGAGUUGGCUUGGGCAAAGGCGGCGCAGGAAGACACUGAGCGUCAUAAGCCACAGUUGAAACUGGUGAGGGAGUUGGCAGAGACCCUGAAGGGUUUACUUCAUAGCCAAGAGAACCUGAUUGAUGACAAGGUCAGUUUGCUGAACUGCAACUGGAUCGCGGUGACGUCACGGAGCGAACAGUGGCUCAAACUCCUGCUGGAUUAUCAACAUCAAAUGAAAACACUUGAGCAGAACAUUUCUCAGAUCAACACCUGGAUGGAUCGCGCAGAAGAGAAGCUGGAUGAGAUGGACAGCCAGGGCUGCAUUGAGCACGUUAUAAAGGGUUUGCGAAUGGAAUUGGAAGAGAUGAAGGGGAAAGUUGAAGCAGUGCAGGUUCUAGCAGAGGAUCUUAUAAAGAACAGAGGUGAACAUUGUAAAGCUCAAGUAAAACCAAAGCUUGAACAGCUCAACCAACGUUUUGACAUCGUUGCAAGAAGGAUUUUAAUGGGACAGGCCUCCUCCCAAGAGUUAGACGAGUACCACAGACAGGCUAAUAUAUGGCUCCAGGUGCUGGACGAGGAGAUUAAAUUAGGUGAAAGUCUAAAAGAGGAAGAUUUCCUGGAGGAUGCGACCUUAGACGAGGAGGCUCUAAAUGAACUGUUCCUAAAAGGGGAGAAUCUCCUCAAGAGAACUCCAGGCGGAGAGAAAAGAGAGGCCGUCCGAGAGAAACACAACCUUCUCCAUGACAAAUAUGACACUCUAAAGAAUCUGAGAGCCCUGAGAAAGAAGAAGGCUCUGGCUCUCGCACCACAGUGGUAUCAGUUCUGCAAGAAAAGCGAUGACAUGAUGCAGUGGCUGGACAGAAUCGAGAAAAGCAUACGAGAGCUUCCAAAUCCCCCUGAGGAGCCCAGAGUGAAAGCAGUUGGAUAUGAGAUUGACCAGCAGCGGCCCAAACUGGAAGAUUUGCGUGGAUUGGGGCGUGUGCUUUCAGAGGGUGGAGCUAGCAAAAUGGUGGAGCCCCGCCUCCUGCCUAUCAAUAAACGAUGGGCGGAGCUGGAUGUAAACUUCACUCGAGUGCGCCACAAAAGUGAGCUGCAGUUUCUGCUGCAGUGUAUCUCUGAGAAUGAGGCUCAGCUGAACUCUCCUGAGCGCUGGUCUACUGCAUUCAUCAACCUUCCCCAACAAGAGAAGUGCCUUAAGGAGGUUAAAGUUAACCUGGAUAAACUGGAGGGUCCCGUGGCAGAGGCUGUUGGCAGAGGUGCAUCUCAACCUGAGGAGGGUUUACUGGUUCAGCUGCUCAGGACCAACUGGGAAAACCUUAAAAUGCUCUACCAGGACAGACUCAAACGCCUUGAAAAAGUCAAGAAAUUCAAUGAGGAGCUGAGAACGCUGGAUAACUGGCUCACAGAUGCUGAAAGGACGAUUAUGAAGUAUGAACAAGACCCCAUAAAUAAUAGAGACCACCUCAAGGAGCUGCAGGCGGGUUUGGAGAAGCAGGAAGCAGCAGUGAAGGGACUCAAUGCUCUUGGGACUGAUCUGAGUCCACAGUGCAGUAAAGACGACAGGGACCACAUUAAACAGCAGCUCGCCUCGAUCAACUCCCGCUGGGCCAAAGUGUCCAACCAGCUCACUGAGAUCAAGAGACGGUCUGCAGGGGCAAAAAUGCUUCUCGCCGAGUUAAAUGAAGACAUGGGGGAGUUUCAGUCCUGGCUGGAUGAUGCGGAGGCUGUGGCGGCACUUCCUGUGGAAGCGGGUCGCAAGGAACAGCUCAGUGCAACGUUAGAAAAAGUCAAGCAUGUGGAAAAAUGCACCGUUCAGAUUUUCAUCGCCUAA
Messenger RNA from Danio aesculapii, 4251 nucleotides. RefSeq names its product dystrophin-like. Gene Ontology annotation, biological process: synaptic signaling. Gene Ontology annotation, cellular component: plasma membrane. Gene Ontology annotation, molecular function: protein binding. Lineage: Eukaryota; Metazoa; Chordata; Actinopteri; Cypriniformes; Danionidae. The record is from RefSeq and is a predicted model, not a curated record.